AUGGCUGGCAUCAUCAGUUUCGCGGCCCUUGCACCCUGCGACACCGUCAUCAAGCUGCCGCACCCAUACCUUGCAGAGUACACCGUCAAGCGCAACGACGACAAGCUCUUCGAACUAUGUCUCAAGGAAGGGUCGCUGGUGCAGCAACUUCCGUGUGAGCUGCACUCAUCCCAGCUGCGCUUCUCUGCCCCUGAGGAACUCAAGUCUAGCGAGCUGCCGGCAUCUGUUAAUAACAGUCCUUGGGCGCGCGCCCGUCGCUCUCCGUUCUCAAAUGUCUACUGGGAUGGUUUUGGUAGCGCCCCUACGCUCGGCCAAGCAUGGCUGCUUCUCUAUGUGCUCUUUACCGUUCGACCUGGUAUGGAAAUGGUUCGACUGCAACUCAGCGGCAACAACGCCAAUGUGCUCUCACAGCAGCUACAGGAUGUCCUCCUCGGCAUUGCGCAUCCGAAGGCAGCCGAGGCUUUCGCUGCACCGGAACUUGUCAACACGGAAACAAGAAGCUCCGUCAUUGUCUUGCGCAGUACCUUUUGGCAGGGCGCUGGAUCGCCAUUUGGUCCUCGCCCCGUGUGGUGUCCUACAGAGUCUCCCUCAUCGCUGCCGGCGUCGAAUCCGCUUUCGUCAUACCCGCUCACGCCUCUGCAGCAUACCAUCAGCGUGACCUCGGCCGGCGACCCCCAGGACCCGGCCCGCUGCCAGCAGGCCUGGCACCCAAUUCGACCUGCAAAGCCGGCACCUGGCACAGUCAUCUACAGUCGCUGGAUUCCCCAUCUGAAAGAGACAUUUUCCAUGGUCUCGCUAGACUAUACUGAUGCCGAACAUCUCCGACUGUUCCAUGAGUGGCAGAACGACCCUCGUGUUUCUCAGGGCUGGAACGAGACGGGGACGCUAGAGCAGCAUCGUGAAUACUUGCGUAAAAUUCAUAUUGAUCCCCAUCAAGUUGCCAUACUGGCUAAGUGGGAUGAUACUUACUUUGCAUACUUUGAAGUAUACUGGGCCAAGGAAGAUCGCCUUGGUGGCUACUAUGACGCUGAAGACUUUGACCGCGGCCGCCACUCCCUCGUUGGCGACGUCCGCUUUCGCGGACCUCACCGUGUUACGGCCUGGUGGAGCAGUCUGAUGCAUUACCUCUUCCUCGACGACCCGCGUACCAUGUGGGUGGUUGGUGAGCCCAAGGGCUCGAAUUCUACUGUCGUCAUAUACGAUUUGAUGCACGGAUUCGGCCUCGACAAGUUUGUCGACUUUCCCCACAAGCGCAGCGCUCUCGUGCGCUGCCCUCGCGAGCGCUUCUUUCAGUUGUGUCCGUUGGGCGAGCAGGACAAAACGGUUGGUGGAAUGAAAAUUGGUCUUGUGCCAAAGUUGUAG
Messenger RNA from Akanthomyces muscarius, 1362 nucleotides. RefSeq lists its product as uncharacterized. The record is from RefSeq and is a predicted model, not a curated record. The transcript is spliced from 2 exons. Bases 1 to 1362 code for a protein of 453 amino acids. Lineage: Eukaryota; Fungi; Ascomycota; Sordariomycetes; Hypocreales; Cordycipitaceae. Gene Ontology annotation, biological process: siderophore biosynthetic process.